AUGCUCUCCUCAGCACUCUUCACCGGGGUUCGAAUCCUCGAAGUCAUCAUCGCCAUACCAAUUAUUGGUAUGCUAGGAUGGUUCAUCGAUCCAUACGUCGAUAACAAUGAAACACCGCCAGAUGGUCUUCUUACGCUCUUCAUCGUCUCAAUUCUCGCCUGUGCUUGGGCCUUGGUGACACUCUUCCAAUUCCAUAGAUACCGUAGCAUGUCCGGUCCUUUCAUCGCCGUUGUCGAUAUUGGCUUUGUUGGGGCUUGGAUUGCAGGUAUUUAUCUGAACAGAGGCAUUUCGGAUGCGGAUUGUUCGAGUUUCAGCGCACCUCUAGGACUUAGGGUUGGAGAUAAUAAUUAUUCUGCUGGAGACAGCUGGAGCGCUUCAGUUAAUAGGCCUUGCGCUAUGUUCAAGGCUAGCUGGAUUCUAUCGAUUAUCGAAUGCGUUCUCUUCUUUGUCACUUGCUUGCUGAGCUGGACCCUCUACCGCUCCUACAGGUACGAUACUAGACACGUCCAUAAAGACUAUACCGGAGGACGCAGGAGCGGUAGCACCAGCACUUACUCCUCUCACCGUCGUCACCACAGACACGCUCGUGUCUAA
Molecule: messenger RNA, 594 nt
Organism: Orbilia oligospora ATCC 24927
Lineage: Eukaryota; Fungi; Ascomycota; Orbiliomycetes; Orbiliales; Orbiliaceae
Exons: 2
Coding region: 1-594 (197 amino acids)
Source: RefSeq, a predicted model, not a curated record